This is a messenger RNA of Scatophagus argus, 6780 nucleotides long. RefSeq names its product neuronal cell adhesion molecule-like. Lineage: Eukaryota; Metazoa; Chordata; Actinopteri; Scatophagidae. Gene Ontology annotation, molecular function: cell-cell adhesion mediator activity. The transcript has 33 exons. The record is from RefSeq and is a predicted model, not a curated record. Gene Ontology annotation, biological process: cell-cell adhesion; brain development. The coding region runs from base 775 to 4740 and encodes 1321 amino acids.
UAAUGAAAAUGUACAGGAUUAUCAAGACUUUAAUGCUUGGAAUUAUUUCAAUGUUAAACAUUAUUCCUGCUUGCAGCAUCUUCCUGCUGCUUACAUUUAACAAUAUUAAUAAUACAACAACUAAAUUAAAAAGCAGCACCCUGCUGUUAAAUAACAGCAUUGCUGGGCAUUAAAAGACAACUUUUGGCUUGUUUUAGCCUAAAAACUCGUCCAGCUGUUGCCCAUCUGCGGCUCUGAGCCCGAGCCCGUAGAGGACUAAAGUGCUAUUAGCAUGUUUUAUUUGGAAAACAGUUUACCAGGAUGGAUGGAUCAGUGCCUCAAGGCCACCGUACGUCGGCAGCAGCGCUGCAGUGCGCGCAGUGGGCGUGCACACGCCCCGGAGUGAUGCUGCGCGCCCCCGCCUGUGUAUGUGUGUGUGUGUGUGUGUGUGUGUGUGUGUGGCGGUGAACUGGUGGGAGAGGAGAGGACCAGUGACUGGAGCAGAGCAGGCAAGUACAAGAGGCUGCGCGCUGAACGGGACUCCGCGUAAACAAACACAGCGAACGGCAUCGCUGUCGCACGGGGACUGAAGGCACCGAACAGGCUUCGUGUUUCGCACCGCCGACGGACAAGAUAAGGUUGAAGAAAACCACAGAAGAAGAAGAAGAAGAAGAAAAAGCAGACGAGCAAGCAGCGAGGAGGAGGAGGAGAGAGGGGAUUCUUGUUUCUCUGACGGUGUGACCGAGCAGAGAGGUGGGCCGUCGCUGUAUUUCGGGUGCCAGACCUUUGCUUCACAUGCUGAUGAUGGAGAGGAGGAGGAUGGAUGCAGCGCUCUUGGUGCUGUUUCUGGGAAACCUCGCCGCCGCGUUGGAGGUCCCACUAUACCUUCUGGACAGAUUGCCGCAGCCGCCGACCAUAACUCACCAGUCCCCCAAGGAUUACAUCAUCGACCCACGAGAGAAUAUUAUAAUCCACUGUGAGGCGAAAGGGAACCCUCCCCCCAGCUUCUCCUGGACGAGAAACGGGACCCACUUUGACAUCGACGAGGACCCCAACGUGACCAUUAAGGCUCACUCCGGGACCCUGGUGGUGGACAUCAGCAGGGUCAAAGCCGAACAUUACGAGUGCGUGUACCAGUGCACAGCAAGGAACAAACAUGGAACUGCUGUUUCUAACAACAUAGUCGUGCGACAGUCCAGGUCCCCCUUGUGGUCAAAGGAGAAAAUAAAUCCGAUAUUUGUUUCGGAGGGCAUGUCCUUGGUGUUGAAGUGUCAACCUCCUGCUGGGCUUCCUCCUCCCAUCAUUUUCUGGAUGGACAGUUACUUCCAGAGACUUCCUCAGAGCAGCAGGGUAUCCCAGUCCCUGAACGGUGACCUUUACUUCUCUAAUGUCCUCCGAGAGGAUUCGCGGAACGACUACAUCUGCUACGCCCGCUUCCCAUACACACAAACCAUCCAGCAGAAACAACCCAUCACCGUCAAGGUCCUCAGCACGGAUGCAAUCAAUGAGACAAUGGCAGCUUUUUACAAUGACACAGACUUAUUUAGUGAAGAACCAGCAUAUAAGAGGAAGCCGUCCUUCCUCAUCCCAUUUGGCCCCUCCAGCUCUAAGACAGUGUUGAGAGGACAGGUGCUGGAGAUGGAGUGUAUUGCCGAAGGACUACCUACCCCUGAAAUCUCCUGGGACAAAGUGGGCGGCGAUCUCCCUGCCAGGCGUACGUCUUUCCUGCACUACCAGAGGACCCUUCGUAUUGUGAACGUGUCAGAGUCGGACGCGGGAGUAUACCACUGCACGGCCAGGAAUGAGCUGGGCUCAGUGCACCACAUUAUCAACGUCAUGGUCAAAGCUGCUCCAUAUUGGAUCAGUAGCGCUCCCAGGAAUCUUGUUCUAGCUCCAGGAGAGAACGGUGUGCUGACCUGCAGGGCCAGUGGCACGCCAAAGCCAUCCAUCACCUGGGCUAUGAAUGGCAUCCCUAUAGAGAAUUCCCCAAAGGAUCUUAGCAGAAAGGUGGAGGACGACACCAUCAUCUUCACCGAUGUGCAGACUGGAUCCAGCGCCGUCUACCAGUGUAAUGUCUCCAACGAAUACGGUUACCUCCUGGCCAACGCCUUCGUCAAUGUCCUCUCGGAGCCGCCCAGAGUGCUGACACAAGCCAACAAAGUCUACCAGGUCAUCAAAAACCACCGGGCCCUGAUAGACUGCACUUCCUUUGGGUCACCCAUCCCUAAAAUUACAUGGUUCAAAGACAGUCGGUCCAGCACCCUGGACGGAGACCCCUACAUCCUUCAUGACAAUGGGACCUUAGAGAUUCGUGUCGCUCAAGCCCACAAUAGUGGCAAAUACAUCUGUGUAGCCAGGAACAGCCUCGGUAUCAAUGAGAAUCACGUCUACCUUGAAAUCAAAGAGCCCACCCGAAUCCUGAAGCAGCCAGAGUACAAAAUGGUCCAGAAAGGCAGGUCUGUGGUGUUUGAGUGUAAGGUGAAACACGACCCCUCGCUCAUCCCCACCAUGACGUGGCUCAAAGACGAUGGAGAGCUGCCUGAUGACGAGAGAUUGACUGUGGACAUCGACAGCCUCACCAUCGCUGAUGUGACAGAGAACGAUGCGGGGGUGUACACCUGCAUCCAGAACACCACUCUGGACCAGGAUUCAGCCAGCGCUGAGCUCACUGUUGUCGAGGCCUCGCCGACACCAGCAGUCGUCCACGAGCGACCCGACCCCCCAACUGACCUUGAGCUCACGGACAAGAAAAAGAGGAGUGUUCAGCUCACUUGGACUCCUGGGGAUGAGCAUAACAAUCCUAUUCAGAAAUUUCUGAUUCAGUAUGAAGACUCCCUGCACCACCGUGGCCACUGGCACAAUCUAACUGAGGUCCCUGGAACCAAGACGACAGCUCACCUCAAACUGUCACCCUACGUCCACUACACCUUCAGAGUUCUGGCCUACAACGCUGUGGGUUUCAGCCACCCCAGUUUCCCCUCCAGAAUGUUCAAGACAGAAGCUGCAGCUCCAGACGAGAACCCAACAGGUGUACAGGGAUUUGGGACGGAACAUAAUAAUCUUGUAAUCUCAUGGAAGCCGCUGUCAGGCCUGCAGUCCAACGGUCCAGGUCUUCACUAUAAAGUGAUGUGGAGGCAGAAGGCGGUGGACAGUGACUGGACCGCAGUGACCGUGUCGAACAACUCCAGGUUUGUUGUGUCUGGAACGCCCACGUUUGUUCCGUACGAGCUAAAGGUUCAGGCUGUGAACGACCAUGGAGCCGGACCCGAGCCCGCUAUCGCCCACGGCCACUCAGGAGAGGACUUGCCAGCAGCAGCUCCAGAAAACGUGCAGGCCAUGGUGCUGAACAGCACUUUGGCAGAGAUACACUGGGAUCCCGUGCCCUCUAAAUUAAUACGGGGAUAUCUCAAAGGAUUUAAGGUGUACUACUGGAGAGAGCGCAGCCUUCACAAGCACAACCCCCACCAGCAGGUCUUGACCUUCAGUGGGAACCACAGCCACGGUGUGCUGCCUGGUCUGCACCCCUUCAGUCUCUACUCGUUCAAUGUCAGGGUUUUUAACGGCAAGGGAGAGGGUCCCCCAAGCCCCACCCAGCAGUUUGAGACACCUGAAGGAGUGCCAGGGGCUCCAACUACCCUGACAGUGACCAACCUCGACCUGGACUCUCUAACGCUUGAAUGGAGUCCGCCUCACGUCCGUAAUGGACGCAUCACCGGCUACACCCUCAAAUAUCAGCCAGUCAAUAACUCCAAUGAGCUGGGCCCAGUGGAGGAGCUGGCCCUGCCCGCCAAUGAGACCUCAAUCACUUUGCCCAACCUCAAGCACAGCACACGCUACAAGUUUUAUUUGAAUGCGAAAACAGUCAGGGGAGCAGGCCCAGCCAUUUCUCAGGAAGCGGUCACCAUCAUGGAUGAAGCUCUAAUAUCACAGCUAGACGUAGAUGUGGGCUCAGCUACCAGUGGAAACACCCAAACCUCUCAUCCCAUUGCUCCGUCUCCUUCGCGCCGUCCGCCCCACAAGGCGCUGCCUGUGAGUCCUUUUAAGAACGUUAGCUAUUCGGUUGGAGAGAAUGGAACCCUGAUCAGUUGGGAGUACCAGGGGCCGGAGAAUAUCGUAUUUGUAGAAUACAAAAACAAAAACAGUGAAGGUGAAGAGGAGUGGCAACAGGAGCUUGUGAAUGGCUCUCAGAACGUUAUGCUGAAGGGCUUAAAGGGGGGCCUCUCCUAUAGGGUGCGUUUGGUGGCAGCAGGUCACCACGACCAGCCGCUCCACCUUUCUGAGGAGCUAUUGGUCACGGUCCCAGCUGUGGCGAGCAGACAGGUGGACAUCGCCACUCAGGGAUGGUUCAUUGGCCUCAUGUGUGCCAUCGCUCUGCUCAUCCUGAUCCUCCUAAUUAUCUGCUUCAUCCAGAGGAAUAAGGGAGGGAAAUACCCCGUCAAAGAGAAGGAGGACGCCCACACAGACCCAGAGUUUCAGCCCAUGAAAGACGAUGACUGUACUUUUGGGGAAUACAGUGACAAUGAGGACCAUAAACCGUUAAAAGGGAGCCGCACGCCGUCUAACGGGACAGUUAAGAGAGACGACAGUGAUGACAGUUUAGUUGACUACGGGGAAGGAGGAGACGGACAGUUCAACGAGGAUGGCUCAUUUAUCGGCCAGUACAGUGGAAAGAGCACCAGCAGGGACACUGCUGAGGGCCACGAGAGCUCGGAGGCCCAGUCCCCUAUUAAUGCCAUGAACUCCUUGAACUCAUUUGUGUAAGCUAGCAGACUGGUAUGAGGUGGUGCACGGACUGCUCGAUCCCCACAUCUCUCUCAGAGGGCUCUUCCAACACUGCAUGGCUUUAUGAUCACAUCUCCAUCCCCGGUGCCGCACAUGACACAUGAAAUGCAGACAACUCAUCAAAGACAUUCGCCCGGAAAUCUUCAUGGAGAGGCUUUAAAACCUGCGCUCGUUACAGUAUAUCCCAAGCAGCAUUUACAAAGGAAGUAGCAAGUAGCUCAGCCUGACAUUUGAGUUUAACAGUGCAUGGAAUACCUGAUAUGACUUAAAUCCAUAUACUAAUUAACACUAUGAUAUUAACAAGUGUUGCAUUCUUACCACAAAUCUCUUAUGGAACAUGCAGUGCUCAUCUGGACUAUAUUUGUUUUGUUUUUUUUUUUUGUUUUUUUUGAAGGGUUAUUGUAUUAUAUACUAUGUUCAACAAAUCAAGUAAUCAAUGUCUAGGGUCGAGUCAAUAUUAUUCCAAGCAUUAUUUUCCAACAAAGAAGCUUGUACAGGAAUUUGUAUUUAAUAAUGUAAUUCUUAUUCCAUCAUGCAUUUACAGUGCACAAGGCCGAUCAUGUACAGUGUGUGUAUAUACACACACACAUACACACACACACACACACACAUAUAUAUAUAUAUAUAUAUAUAUAUAGUGAACUAUCUGUAAAUUGAAUAUUGGGAGCCGAGCACACCGCAUGCUUGAGCUUGCUGCAUUGAAACAUCCUCAUUUGUCACCACUCUGUUGUGAAUGAUCACUGCACCUGCGAUGGAGGAUGCUGUGAUGCUGCAUGGCAUGUCGUAUGACCUCACAACCUUUGCCCUGCUCGUAACCUCCUCUUAUUGAGUUUGAUCUGAGGUCCAGUGGGGAACGCCGAGGGUGUGACAGCUUGCCUCAGUGCCUGCAGUGCUCUUUGAACAGGUAGUGCCUUUCCAUCGAAACAACGAUUCAAUUGUGAAGCCUCUUUCCACAGUUCAGUGACUGGAACCGAGAGAGUAGAAUGACUGCACAAGUCACAUCCAAGGGUGGAUAAGAUAAGAUAAGCUUGAGAAGAGGAUGGAUUAAGGAAUAAUUCAUAUGUUCUUGUCAUCAUUUUUUUUCCCAAGACACCUCUCAAUGCCUUGAGACGGCGACUGGCUUUCCUCUCAGAAACUGAACACACUCACAUGACACAUCGUUCAGACCGUGUUGGGCGCAUUUUCUAAGUCUGCAUGUCUGCAUUAUGUACAACACCCGAUUGCAUUUUUGCAGUGUAUGAAUGUAUCUGUGAGUGUCGGUGUGUGUUUGCAGGUACAGUAUGUUAUUCUAUUCCUAUUAGGCAAAAAAAUGUUCACUUGUACUAAUAAUGCUUGAGGGCCUUUGGAUGGGUUCAAGAUUUGUGUUCUCUUAACUUGCAUCAAGUUUGUUUUUUUUUUGUUUGUUUUUGUUUUUGUUUUUUUUUUAAGACAUGUAGAAUAUUUGUUCAAUUUGUAAAUAAAUACCGUAAUUGAUUGUACAGGGACAAGCAACUUAAAAGGCAGCCUAAGAGGCAAUAUUGUGCAUGAUAUGGUUUAACUUGUUGAUAGAACUGUAUUAAAUAUAGAGAACUUGUAGAGAAGAUAUAUAUAUAUAUAUAUAUAUAAAUAUUUUCAUUUUCUUUCUUGCUGUGCACAGUGUAUAUUGUACUGUAACUAAUUGGACAAAAAAAACUGCAUAUAAAUUUGAAUUCUGAUUGUUUUCUGAUUUGCUUGUCAGCAAGUUACAUAACUUUGAUACUGUACAAGAACAUGGAGGAUAUAGUGAGAAUAUUAAUUGAUGCACAAAAUUUAUUAUUCCGAUUUGUACUGGUUCUCUGCAGUGCUGAUGUACUGCCAAAACAAUGCUUUUUUGUGACAGUAUUGCAAAUGCUUUUGUAUUUAAGAAACAAAUUUGUACUAACAGACACUUCUUUUGUCUCUAUUUAAGUUUUAAAUCUUUUAGUGCAAGUAUGAAGUUCAAGCUGAGGGAAAUAUAAUGAAUGAAUAAAUAAUUAUCUGCUUUAAUUUCCGUUUCCAGAC